Nematostella vectensis (starlet sea anemone) is the source of this 6915-nucleotide messenger RNA. RefSeq lists its product as uncharacterized. Gene Ontology annotation, cellular component: nucleolus. Lineage: Eukaryota; Metazoa; Cnidaria; Anthozoa; Actiniaria; Edwardsiidae. The coding region runs from base 170 to 6325 and encodes 2051 amino acids. Gene Ontology annotation, molecular function: metalloaminopeptidase activity; zinc ion binding. Gene Ontology annotation, biological process: proteolysis. The record is from RefSeq and is a predicted model, not a curated record. The transcript is spliced from 23 exons.
CCACAGGACUACCAUGUUUUAGAGGAGGAGGUAAAGCCAAAAUGGCGGUCGAACCAAAGCGUGCGAGGCCUUUGGAUUAUGACACAAAAUCUAAGGCCCAACACCUGCUAGCGGCCUACUCAAGUACCGUAUUCGCUUGCGAUCUCUCCGGUGAUUCGCGAUACAUAAAAUGCGAUUUCCCUCAGUGCUCGGAGCACGGGGGGCGAGGCAAGAUAAACCAUCCUGGAUACUGAACACACUAAAAAAUGUCAAGACACUUGAGGCCCAUGUGGGACAUGAGGUUGAUAAGUACAUGCAGACACAAUCUGUGCCUAGUGAUACGACAGCAGAAAGUAAACACAUGCAAGAGAGCAUUGAGAUGCUGGAGACUGGGUCCUUACCUAGGGGUACCAAGAAGGUGUUGGCAGUGUUUAAUAUCAAGGAUUCUCAGUCACAGCUUGGGGAGUGGAUCUCUCUUUUUCUAAAAGCUGCACAUACAAUGGAGCAAGGACAAAAGGUCUGUGACUUUGUCGUGAUCACUCAAAGCUUUGUAAGCCGUAAGGCAUUGAUGGAGUGCAUCGCCAGAUUAGGAUUUCUCAAGGAAUACUCACCACAAGUGGAAGUAAUAUGUGUACUUAGCAGCCACUCCAGCUCUCAAGGUCAAGUAUUUUCCUGCACACCAACAGCUGUUAGUCACUCUUCAGGCUUUGAAGAGUUUUGCUCUCUUCAUGAUCUCGCCAUGGCAUGCCAAGACAUCCUCGGCAACUCACUUGUUGGUCUACACAUCUCCUCUUGUUUUACACUAAAGAUGGAUUGUUCACAUGCAGAAUGGCCUGUUGCUGCAUCUUGGUUGAAGACUAAGUUGAGGUGCGUAUUAUCAGGAAGCUGUAAAGAAGUCUAUGAGACAGGAUCCCAAGUGUGUGACCUCUACCUCUUGCUGGCAGCCAUGAUGCCAUCUGUUACUGUUGGUUCCUGUGGAUGGCAGUUGAAGGAAGCGGUGGGUCAGGCAUGUGCGGAAGAGUACCCAGACCUUGCCCGUGAAAUGGGACUGCAACUGAUGGAUCCAGAGCAAAUUAAUUUGGACUCAUUGAUGGUCCAAGGAACAGAGGAUCAGGUGACACCCCCAGGUCUUGUUGUUUCUGCCGUCCAUAUUGUCUUCCUGGUGUCUGAAGGCCAUGCUAUCCCUCAAGCCAUCGCCAAUGCCUUAGAAGCAAACCUGAGCAUCAGAAAAGCCUCUGACAUCCAAUUCAACUAUACAACCCUGCCAAUCGCGAUAGACCGCACAUCCUCACUUAAGAGUAAAUUCAAUAUUCAUGAGAAACUGGAUGGACUUUGCACUGACGGUAGCACCAAGUUUUUCUUUGUUGCUCUUGGUGCGGUUCUAGCAAACCCUAGCACAGGACUGGUGGAUGUCUUCCGUGAAUGGAGCUUCAGUAGAGGCGGAAAUAAGUUAUAUGGGGUGCAUUUUCAGGAUAUAAACUCUCUUCAAGCUUACUACCUGAAAACUAAACUAACGCAGGAGUCAGCAUUUCGUGAGUAUCGUGACGAAGAAGAUCAGAGAAUCGAACUGGAGCAUGUGGCAGCUACAGGAAUUGUAGGCAAUGGGGACAUUAAGCCUCAUUAUGCACUACCAGUGCUGCUAUAUCUCAUUCACUUGGCGAUUGGUGAGAAUGGAAAUAGGCUUUCUGGAAAGGGGAUUCCUUCAGCUGUCUACUCCAAGAAACCAGUUGGUCUUGGUAACUCUACUUGGACCUUAGAAGAGGUGUACAUGGAGACAAGCUAUGUGCUAUCUGGUCUUUCUAGAAAGUCUUCCUUGCAGCUACUAUCAUCCCCAGCUGAGCAGGAACCACUGACUAAGACAGUGAGAAACAAACCAGGAGCCAAGGAUGAUAGUGCCCCGAAAGAUAAUUCCUGUAAUAAACCUGAUGGUAGUACAGGUGAUUACCAGCCUUGGGUCAACCCAGGUAGCAAGCCUAGAAAUUGUACUAACUCUCCAGGUAGUAAACCAGGAAAUAGAACAGGGUCUUCGGGUAGUAGACCAGGAAACGGUAGUGGCCCUUUGGGUAAAAGACCAGGAAACGGUAGUGGCCCUUUGGGUAAAAUACCAAGAAAAUGUGCUGGCCCAUCAGUUUGCCAAACAGCGAGUAGUUCUGACGUUGCGAAUAACAGACCAGAAUAUAUCUCUAGAAGUAGCACCCCUACAAAAUCUGAAACAAACAUUGGAAAGAAAAGCGAAAAAAUUUCCACAAAAACUGAAAGUAACAAGUCGAUAUUGGAAAAGAUUUCUUUGAAUAGGCUGGAUUUGUUGACGUUUUCUUCUAGAACAGUUAAUCACCCAUCAGGAAGUGGAAACACCAGAAGAAGUGAAAGAAACAGACAUGUUCUUAGCUACGACCCUUCCAUGUUCUGUUCAACACAGGAAGAGUUCUUGUUCAACCAGCAGAUGUUCAUGGACGACUCUAACUCGACGGACCGUCCCCCGUCAGGCGUUCUUGGUCGCUUAACUCGCACAGCCCAGGGAUCAGAAUUUGCAACUUAUUCUGCUAUUGGAGAGAGCAGCAAUUCUUCUUCAAACUACGCUAGUUUGGCUUCUAGGAUUAUGCAUGGAGACGAUGUUCCUGGGCAAGACAAUGACGGGUCUGUCUCGACAAUCCACAAGUUACAUAAAAUUGAAGCUGAAGACGAUGGAGUGGUAUGGAUAGAUAAGUCCCAGCAUGUCAUAAGGUCUGAUUCGUCUCGAGACCACAACGGUACGUCUCAGUUUUCUAGAGAGAUAACACCAGAGGAAAGAGAACCAACGGUAGACACAUUGUCAAUAAGUGACCUUAUUAAAGAUGCUCUCCCUGUUAUUAAUAAAUCCGGUGAAAGUCCUCUGUCUGUUUCGAAUAAAACGGCAGGCGAAGUGUCGGCGAUGGAAGUCAUAUCAGUCACAGAAUCUUCAAGAAACUUGUCUGCGCCUCAACCGCCAGCGUCACGAAAACGAAACACCCAAAUGUCUCAGAAGUCAGUUUCAAAGAAGAAGAAGAAUAGUGGCAAAAAUGGAGGCAAGUCAUUAGAAGAUAGUGAUGAGGAGAUAGACAUUUGCUCAGAAUGGGACUCGACAUCUAAAGGAUGUCAAGCUAACUUCCCUCCAGUCAAUCGCAGUACUAUGGUAAGGUUGGCAUCCAGUGAGGAGAAACAAGACGGACAGAAUACAUCUACUCCUGAGGGUACAAGUUUAAAUUCAAAGCAAACAAAACCAAGAAAAGAGGUUUGCAUUUCUCCAAAGUCCAAAGAACUUAGUUCGACAACUUUAAUCACGAAAAAUCAACACAAGAAAAAAGAAAGCUCUGAGUCUCUUACGUUGCCACUAGGGGCAAGGAAAACUCCAUUCAGCAACCAGUUCGUCAAACACCGUCCCGAAGAGUCCAAACAAAGAAUUCGAAGCCCUAACAAUUUAGACGACAGUGGCAUUCAAGUUGAAUCCCCGGGAAAACGGACCCCUUUCGAGGGCACUAAGGUUUCCACAAAGGCCAGUACCUCGAAAACGAUUUCAGGGGGAAGCGUUAAAGUGUCUGAACCAUCAAAUGUUCUCCCACCGAAAGGAAGUACUACUGGUAGUUCAGGGGGAAGCACACCAAGUGUAUGGGAUGAGAGUGAAGAUCUGCCGUUGAUGGCAAACGUGGAUGAGGUACUCGUGAAGCACUAUAUCCUGGACUUAACUGUAGACUUUGACGAGAAAGUGUUGCGAGGAAGUAUUGUCCUUUUCCUUGAGCCUACUCAUGAGAAAGCCACACAGAACACUUUCCAAUUAUGCCUGGACAGCACCCUGGUUAAUGUGGAAUCGGUAAGCGAGGUCUUUUUGCCUGACGACUUUAAGAUUCCAUUUUACUGUAAAAAUAGUUCUAAGAAGUCGUCAUCAGUUGCUACUGUUGAUCAGGACGACGAUGUCUUUAUUGAAUGUGUUACACAGAGAAAGAAAAUACCUGAAGCUGUAAUUGACCUCACCAGCGACGGAGAUCCACAAACCCUAGACACAGCUGGUGAAGUGUCGGAUCCGAACAAACCUGCUAUGUCAUUGUUUGAAAAACUGAAGAAGAUAUAUAAUGCCAGCGCAUUGAAGAAUGAAACAACAAAAGCAAACUGCCAGAGCGACCACGUCGUGUCUUCAACAGGGCAGCACACUGGAAGUAGUAGCACUGCCGUUUCAAAGGAAAUGGUUUCCUCCAUUCCAUCACCGAAAGCAAAUGUGGUGGUCAACUACAAACUCCCUUCAUCAGUCGAUGUUGAUGGUAAAAGGUCUUCUUCGCCUGACGUGUCCUCUUCUGUUGGCGAACACUCUGAGUCAAACCCCGUCGACACCUCCACCUCUGUAUUUGAUAGGAUAUCUACCAAAGAAAAUGUAGCGUCCCACGUGUCUAGACCCUUGGGAGGCAGUACUAGUCCUUCACCUUUUACCAACAAAAGAACUUCUCCAGGUCUCAACGAAAGCCCAAUGAAAAAGGCCGAGCUCUGCCGUCGACGUGGACUCCUGGAUUUCCUGGAUAGCCACACACAUGGUCCUCUGCCGUACAAGGGGCUGGCGUAUUCGGUGUACGGCUGGUGCAUCAGGGUUUGGAAGGAAGGGGCUAAAGGCAAGGCGUGGCCACGGUGUGUGGUGAUCAAAUAUCACACAAGUCCAGAGGGACAAUCUCUCAGUUGGGCCACGGAUCAAGAUGGAAGGCCAUGCGUCUUCUCUCCCGGUGCGUACAUAAACAACCGCUCCCUGAUGCCUUGCCAGGAACCCCCCAUUGCCAUGUCAACCUGGCAAGCUGCCAUUCACGUGCCUCAUGGUUGCAUGGCUUUGAUGAGCGGGAACCCGGUCACCAUGGAAACAACAGCCACCGACACUGACAAAGUAACCUUUUUGUUCGAGAUGGACGUCCCUCUACCCUGCUCCACCCUAGCAAUGGCGGUGGGUUACUUUGAGAGCAUGGAGGGCCGUAGCGCCAUAUGCCCAACUAAGGAUGGUCCAGCGGAGCCUGUGGAGUGCCGCAUGAUCGCGGUGCCAAGCAUCAUCGACAGGGCCUCGGACGAGCUGCUAUCUUACGUGCCUGGGUUUAUUGAGGCCUCUUGCGAGCUCCUGGGCCCUUAUCCGUUUUCAAGACUUGACCUUUUGAUAUUACCGAAGUGCUUUGCUUGUAUGGGACUUAAGAACCCAAACUUGGUCUUCCUGUCCCAGUCUGUGCUUGCCGGUGACGGUAGCAUCCGGGUUCGUGUCGCGCACGAGAUUUCUCACGCCUGGUUUGGGCUGUUGAUAGGCGCGAAGGACUGGACUGAAGAGUGGUUAUCUGAAGGCUUUUCUACGUAUAUCGAGGAACGGAUCCAAGCACGAGCGGAGAAGUGGUCGAGUGAGACAGACAACUCACUGAGAGAAUUACGUCAGUUGUUGCGGUACCGUGCCCUGUCGGCAGAGAUGGACGAGACGGACGAGAAUCUACAGUGUCUCAGAAUCAAGACCUCGAAAUCUUCCUCGGCUGUUUCAGCAGCAGAGGCCAUCAAGCGAGCGUCGCUGAGUCCUAAUGAAGAAGCCAAGCCUUUCACGGUGGUCAAAAAUGGUCAGAUCUGCUCCAAGAAGUGGACCCAGGUUCAUUACCUAAAGGGAUACUUCCUGCUGCACCACAUGGCAGCGAUGGUGGGUUUGGAAAACUUUGAGCGCUUCCUUUAUGAAUAUGUCCAGCACUAUCAGGGCCAGCUUGUCACAUCAGAGGAUUUCUUCCAGUAUUUUGUCUGCAAGUUCCCCAACGUCUCACAGUCUGUGAAAGAUGAGUUUUUCCUUGAGUGGCUCGAGUCCCCUGGGUUGCCAAAGUGCCUGCGUAGUAAAAAGUUUAACGUGAAGGAAAAUGCCCUGAUCGCAGCAGCGCUGAAGCAAUUCGAAUUCUGGCGUAAACAGGACAACAUCAACAAGCGGAACAAAACGAUGAAUAUUAAGCGCCGUAAGCAGCCAGAAGCCGAGCCGCUGGAACACUCUGAACAGAUUGUGUUGAUGUUGGAGAAACUGGUAGAGCGAGAUGCCUUGAUGCACACGACGCUACGACAGCUCAACAGAUGCUACAACUUCAGCACAAGGAAUUGCGAGAUUCGCCACAGAUGGUGUGAGCUGGUUGUGAAAAACAAGUUCACGCCUUUCCUAGAUGAUGUUAAGCACUUUCUCAUCGAAGACCAGGGUAUGGGGAUCUACCUGUUUGGGGAACUGAUCAUCUCUGGUCAAGCAAGGCAGCGUGCGAUGGCCGAGGAGGUCUUUGAGCAGAUUGGCGCAGAGAUGGAUCGCUGUACCUAUCAGACGGUGUCCGAUAUGAUACGAGGAAACAGCUCCUCGGACUCGUAGCACAUCGGUAAUCCAAAGGUCGCGAGAACCUUGUCCAGCUGUGAUUUGAUCAAAAUUGUCUGUACAGGCUACAAGUGUCACGAAGGCUAUUGAUCUAAAUGCAGCCCAUUAAUUGCUCGCAAAAACUCGAAAAAUCGUCUGUUUUGCUUUGGUCAGCGACAACAGCUACGCUCAUUUCUCACAAUAACGGGGCGUAAUAAUCCACAAUUGCAAAAGAUCGUACUCGCUGGGCUACCUUUCAUUUUUUGUAUUUCAGUUUCGCCGGGGAUUUAUUGUUUGUCCGUAAUGCCGUAUUUCCGUGAUCGCGGUGUGUCCGGAAGGUGAAGAAGAUGACUCUGUGCUUGUUUCGAUUUGGGUUUAGUAUAACCAAGGAUUCGAUCCUGAUUUUGUAGAAACUGAUAUUUGUUCGUGGUAAGAGUUUGUUGUAUUUUCGACUCAUAGGAACUGAGAUUUGUGACGGAUUCAGAUUAUUUAAAAGGGUGUUUCACAAGCCAUCAAAUGUCUGAAAGACGAUUCAAAUAUCUGAAUUAUAAUUCUAUUGAACCUACCAGAAACACCGCCAAUGAGAUUAAAAUGUCGUCUUUACUCAA